This is a messenger RNA of Pseudomassariella vexata, 3326 nucleotides long. Its product is annotated as sulfate permease. Gene Ontology annotation, cellular component: membrane. Gene Ontology annotation, biological process: transmembrane transport. The transcript has 3 exons. NCBI's taxonomy places the organism in Eukaryota, Fungi, Ascomycota, Sordariomycetes, Amphisphaeriales, Pseudomassariaceae. The record is from RefSeq and is a predicted model, not a curated record. Gene Ontology annotation, molecular function: secondary active sulfate transmembrane transporter activity. Bases 461 to 2962 code for a protein of 833 amino acids.
GCCUUUUGGACUAUUCUUCUCUCAUCCCCCGAGUGUGGCGGCUUUCUUGUCUCAAUUGGUUGUCCUCUAGCACUUGCGCCAGCCUUGUCGGAGUGGUUGCAGAAAGAAGCAACUUGUGUUGGGCACUUUAAGCGAACUGCCAUUGAAUCUUGCAGUGAAUGCAGAGUGGCGCUGCCUAAGUUGUUGUUUCAAUCAAGCUUCCUUGUCGCCAGACAAGCUUCCUUGGGUCCUGGGCUGUUGUCGCUAGCAACACAUAUUGCCAGAGACUUGAUUCGUUCAGGCGCCGCGCCCAGGAAACGUGUGGCCCCGGUCAGUUGAGUUGCCCCCAAGGUCGUAUUUCCGAGGGUGUCGUUACAUAAGUUGUGUGUUACUGCCCGUAAGAUCACUCAGGCUUGGUUCUCCUUCACUCCCGUCUUCUCGGCUUGAAGUAUCCGAAAUUUAACCUUUGGAAUACGCCAAGAUGCCUACAAGGACAGAGAUUGGCCAUGGCCUAGCCAACUUCCUUGGUAUCAAACUUGACGAACCCGAAACUUCUCGGGAAGAAGUUACCAGGGGCGAGUCUAUCCUCUCCAUGCAGACAACCGACUCUUUCUUCGAAGAACAACCUACCACGGCGGAAUGGAUAUCAGAUUUUACACCAUCUGGCGAGGAAAUCGUGAACUAUGUGAAAUCCCUUUUCCCAUUCCUGUCAUGGAUAGGCUUUUACAACCUUCAGUGGCUGGCCGGAGAUCUCGUUGCGGGCAUCACGAUCGGCGCCGUUGUAGUACCCCAAGGAAUGGCAUACGCAAAGCUGGCAAAUCUACCUGUCCAGUUUGGUCUCUAUUCCUCGUUCAUGGGCGUUCUGAUUUACUGGUUCUUCGCAACGUCUAAGGAUAUUACGAUUGGUCCUGUUGCUGUUAUGUCCACUGUCACAGGAACGGUGGUUGCCAACGUCAUUGAUCAGUAUCCCGAGUACGAGGAUACGCCCUGGGUGAUUGCCUCGGCCUUGGCCAUCAUUACUGGUGCCAUCGUUCUCUUCAUUGGCUUGAUUCGUUGUGGGCGGAUUGUCGAAAUCAUACCCCUUGUCUCACUCGCAGCCUUCAUGACGGGUUCGGCCAUCAGCAUUGCUGCUGGUCAGGUUCCGACGAUGAUGGGCAUCAGCGGAUUUUCGACAAGAGACGAGACUUAUAAGGUGAUUAUUAACACGUUGAAAAACCUGGGAAAGACGGACAUGAAUGCGGCCAUGGGGCUAACGGCACUCACAUUGCUCUACGUCAUUCGCAUCACUUGUAGCCAAUUGGCGAAGCGUUACCCGAGCCACCAAAAGCUCUAUUUCUUCAUUUCUACGCUGAGGACCUCGUUCGUCAUCCUGCUGUACACCAUGAUUAGCUGGCUCGUCAACAUGUGGCGCAACGACGAUCCCGCCUUUGCCAUCCUUGGCCAUGUGCCUCGAGGGUUCCAACAUGCUGCCGUACCGGUAGUCAACGCGAAAAUCAUCAACGGUUUCAUUAGUGACCUGCCAGCCUCCGUCAUUGUGCUCCUGAUUGAGCAUAUCGCCAUUUCCAAGUCGUUCGGCCGAGUCAACAACUAUAUCAUCAACCCGUCGCAAGAGAUGGUUGCUAUUGGCGUAACUAAUCUCCUCGGACCUUUCUUAGGUGGUUAUCCGUCGACAGGUUCUUUCAGCCGGACUGCCAUUAAGUCUAAGGCUGGAGUCCGUACCCCCUUUGCAGGUGUCAUCACGGCGGUUGUGGUUCUUCUCGCCAUCUACGCCCUACCAGCAGUCUUCUUUUACAUCCCAGGGGCAUCCCUGGCAGCUGUCAUCAUUCACGCUGUCGGCGAUCUAAUCACGCCUCCCAACACGCUGUACAAGUUCUGGCGGGUAUCACCGAUCGAGGUUUUUAUCUACUUCGUGGGUGUCUUCGUCACCGUAUUCUCGUCCAUCGAAAACGGAAUCUACUGUACGAUCGCUAUCUCAUUUGGCGUCUUCCUUAUCCGACUUCUGACAACCAAGGGGCGAUUCCUUGGAAGGGUCCAAGUCCACUCGAUUUUGGGUGACACUGUCAUUGGUAACGAUAACAAACCCGCCGAUAAUUAUGGCACAUUCAACAGUUCGCAAACAAACUCGCAACCAAACUUGGACACAAACAGCGCCGAUAUGGCCUUAUACCCUUCGACACGAAAUGUCUUUAUUCCCAUCAGCCACGACGAUGGCUCGAACCCGGAAGUCCGCAUUGCGAACCCGUAUCCGGGUAUCUUCAUCUACCGAUUCUCCGAAGGGUUCAACUACCCAAACGCAAACCAUACGCUCGAAUUUCUAACCGGCCACAUCUUCGCAAACACGCGGCGUACCAAACUGGAUUCCUACCCGCGACCCGGCGAUCGGCCCUGGAACGACCCAGGCCCCAAGAAGGGCCAGGAACUGCGCGAUGACCUGCCUCCCCUCAAGGCCAUCAUCCUCGACUUCAGUUCCGUCAACAACGUUGAUAUCACAUCCGUGCAGCAGCUGAUCGACGUGCGCAACCAGCUUGAUCGCUACACGUUCCCUGAGGUAGUGGACUGGCACUUCGCCUGCAUCAGCAAUCGCUGGACUAAGCGCGCCCUCGUCUCCGCCGGCUUCGGCUACCCGACUGCACGCGCCGACGGCCUGCAACACCGCUGGCGAUCCAUCUUCAGCGUCGCCGAAAUCGGUGGGAGCAGCUCCGCGGCGGCGGCCGCGGAGCAGGAGGCAAACGAGAAGGAGUUGCACAUCAGCACGGGCGGCGCCGUCGAUGUCAAUGCCAUGGAGCGGGGCAAUGCAUCGUCGAGCGGAUCGGCUUCGAUCAGGCGGGAUAAGACCACUGAAGAAAACGAGAUCAGCCGGAGCCGGACUGUCAGGAAGGUUGCCGUCCAUGGGUUGAACAGGCCGCUGUUCCAUAUCGACCUUACGAGUGCGCUGCAGAGCGCUAUAGCAAAUGUGCAGGCGCGGGCCGAGGCCGAGGUCUGAAGGGGCGUGGUAUAAAUACCGAGCGGGAGUGAGGUCGUUAUUCAAGUAUAUAUAUUUCGGGGUUAUGGAAGCCGGGUCGCACUUGGGUGUCUCUCCAGACUUUGAGGCACGGGUGUAGAAGUCGCUUUACAUACCCUUGCAGGAGCUGUGUACCAUUAACAUGAGCAGCAAUUUUAUGUCAUGGGGAAUCCAUCGUGAUAUGAUUUGUGACGCGAAUGUUACUCAACUAAAGUGCUUAAAGUAACUUGAGCAUUGGCACAGAUCGCCUCAAUUGAUUCAGUAAGGUCAACCUGAGAACCAUUUCUCCUCAGUCGUCAGUUUUUAAUGAACUGCACGAAUUAAUAUUACACUAACUUAUAUGCAA